AGAAAAAAAACAACAACCUACCAAUCAAUCAAUCAAUCAAAAACUCCAUAAAUUAAAGCUGCCAAUAAAUAAAUAAUGUUGCCUCUUUCUCGAGUUAAUUAUGCGUUGCCUCCUUUCUUUUGCUUGUGCAAUUUAUUUGCAGUGACGGGGAUGGGCAAUGCUAGUGGCAAAGUUGAUGAAGAAGACACUUCAGGAGAGGGUUCAUAUUUUGGGUAUUAUACGCCAGGUGUAUACGCAGAUGUAGAGCCCAUGGCACACUCCCCUUCCAAUAGCCCUACUAGAUACCAGCAGCCUCUUCUCUCGUUGACUCCACAGGUUCCUGCAGCAAGACCUUCUAAAGUGAUGCAUUUCCAGAAUUAUGAUUGGGUGCAGAACACAAUAGAUUACAGGGAUGCAUUCAAUGAGAAACUGAGCCCUGUAAUAAUAACAUGGAGUUAUGGUGGCAAGCAAGUUGCUGUCACUGGAUCAUGGGAUAAUUGGGAUAAAAGGCAGCCUUUGCAUAGAUCAGGUAAAGAUUUUGUUAUUUUGAAGAUGCUCCCAUCAGGUGUUUUUCGAUACCACUUCAUCGUUGAUGAACUAUUGAGAUACGCUCCAGACUUGCCAUUGGAAUGUGAUGAUUCAGGGAUUGCCUACAAUAUUUUGGAUGUACAGGAGGAUGUUCCAGAAGCUCCAGAAAGCCUGUUGGAGUUCGAAAAUCCUCCAUCCCCAGUAACUAGCUACAAUAAUGAGUCCUUGGAUGAUAAUGAUUUCAGUAAGCAGCCUCCUGACAUACCUCCACAACUUCAACUAACAUUGCUGAACGACCGAUCUUCUGCUGUAGAAAGUCAACAGUCACUGCCGAGGCCUCGGCAUGCUGUGUUGAACCAUCUUUAUAUUCAGAACAAUCAAGCUCAGCCAGUUGCACUUGGCUCGACUGGUCGCUUUCUUCAGAAGUAUGUGACUGUAGUACUAUACAAGCCCUCACGGCGAUGAAAGUAAUACCAUAUUCUUUUGAUUUAUAGAUAUCAGGGAUGGAUUGAUUUGACACAAUGGACAUUGUUAUUAUUGAAAUUCAUGGAAAUGGUAAAUUAAGAGAGGAAAAAAAAAAAAAAGAGCUGAGUGUAGAAAAAAGUUGAAUUGUUUGCUGCAAAAUUCCUUAUUCAGUUGCAAUUUUGAAAUGAUAUUGUUCUUCUCUUUGUUGCAUUUGUAA
This is a messenger RNA of Jatropha curcas, 1189 nucleotides long. Its product is annotated as SNF1-related protein kinase regulatory subunit beta-2. The record is from RefSeq and is a predicted model, not a curated record. NCBI's taxonomy places the organism in Eukaryota, Viridiplantae, Streptophyta, Magnoliopsida, Malpighiales, Euphorbiaceae. Gene Ontology annotation, molecular function: protein binding.